AAAUCGAUUUGCUGUUGUUAUAUUAUAUUAUAUUAUAUUUUCUUUUUGAAUAUAUAGUAUUAUAACUUAAUUAUAGAAAUGGUUAAGAAAGCUGGUGUUUUAGGAGCCACCGGAUCGGUUGGUCAACGUUUUAUUUUAUUAUUAUCUAAUCAUCCUGAUUUUGAGAUUCAUGCUUUAGGUGCAUCAUCUCGUUCAGCUGGUAAGAAAUAUGUUGAUGCAGCUAAUUGGAAACAAACUGAAUUAUUACCAGAAUCAGCUAAAAAUAUAAAAGUAGUUGAAUGUAAACCACAAGGAGUAUUUGCUGAAUGUGAUAUUGUAUUUUCAGGUUUAGAUGCAGAUUAUGCUGGAUCUAUUGAAAAGGAAUUUGUUGAAGCUGGUGUACCAAUUAUUUCAAAUGCAAAGAAUUAUAGAAGAGAAUUAGAUGUUCCAUUAAUUGUUCCAAUUGUAAAUCCUGAACAUUUAUCAAUUAUUGAAAAGAAAGUUACUGAUGCUAAAGCUGCUGGUAAAUCUAAAAUUGGUUAUCAAAUUUGUAUUUCAAAUUGUUCAACUGCUGGUUUAGUAGCUCCAUUAAAACCUUUAGUAGAAGCCUUUGGACCUAUUGAUGCUUUAACUGUUACUACUUUACAAGCUAUUUCUGGUGCGGGAUUUUCUCCUGGUGUUUCAUCAAUUGAUGUAUUGGAUAAUAUUAUUCCAUAUAUUGGUGGAGAAGAAGAUAAAUUAGAAUGGGAAACUAAAAAGAUUUUGGGUAAUGUAAAUGCUACUAAGACUGAAAUCGUUAAUAUUCCUGAAGAUGAUUUAAAAGUUAGUGCUCAAUGUAAUAGAGUUGCAGUUAGUGAUGGACAUACUGAAUGUAUUUCUCUUAGAUUUGCUAAGAGACCAGCUCCAUCUGUUGAACAAGUUAAACAAGUAUUACAUAAUUAUGUUUGUGAUGCCUUUAAAGAAGGAUGUCAUUCAGCUCCAAAACAAACCAUCCAUGUAUUAGAAGAACAAGAUAGACCUCAACCAAGAUUAGAUAGAAAUAGAGAUAAUGGAUAUGGAGUAUCUGUAGGAAGAAUAAGACAAGAUCCUGUUUUAGAUUUUAAAAUGGUUGUAUUAUCUCAUAACACGAUUAUUGGAGCUGCUGGUUCAGGAGUCUUAAUUGGUGAAUUACUUUUAGCUAGAAAUCUUAUUUGAGCUUUUCAACCAUUACUUUGUAUUUAGCUUAAUUCUAUAUCGAAAGGUAUUUAAAAGAAAAGAAAAUAAAAGAAAAGACGUUUAAUAAUGAAA
This is a messenger RNA of Scheffersomyces amazonensis, 1266 nucleotides long. RefSeq names its product aspartate-semialdehyde dehydrogenase (gene HOM2). Gene Ontology annotation, biological process: L-threonine biosynthetic process. Gene Ontology annotation, molecular function: NADP binding; aspartate-semialdehyde dehydrogenase (NADP+) activity; NAD binding. The transcript has a single exon. The coding region runs from base 79 to 1173 and encodes 364 amino acids. Lineage: Eukaryota; Fungi; Ascomycota; Pichiomycetes; Serinales; Debaryomycetaceae. The record is from RefSeq and is a predicted model, not a curated record.